AUGGGCUCCGGUGCGUCUGCUGGUGCAUCCACGCCGACAUUGCCUUGGCCGGAGGGUGCAACGGCCGUUCUGCGCCCAGAUGGCACGCUGCCGGACGGACUGAAGACCAGUGGCCCGGUGCCAUCGACUGAAAGUGGUGUCCCUUUCUGGAGGCUUGGAGGCGCUGGCAAGGGCCGGCUUCGCGUGAUCGAAGAUACCGCGGGGCUGCUUGAGCUGAAGGAGAACUUCACGAUUGCCGUUUGCUUCCGGCCUGGUGCCGGUGAUGCGCAGGGCUGGGACAGUCUUCUCUUAGGUCAUGACAACAAGCAUUGGCUGGCUGUGCCAGGCGACGACAAGACCAAAGUUUGUUGCAUGGAUGGCGAUAGUUCCUUGAACUUGAACGCGGACUUCUUGGACCAGGGCUGGAUCCAACUCUUUCUGCGGUCCGUGGAGGGUGGGACUUCCGUCUUCGGUAUGGACCAGGAGGGGCUCCUGGAUUUGGGUACCUUUCCAACUUCACUGGUCGGCUCAAAGUUGCGAAACGCCGGCUGGGCCACCAAUGAGGUGGACAUUGCGGCCAUCGCCUUCUGGGAUCGGACCCUGACCUGGGCGGAGCUGUCGCUGCCGACUCCGGCUACCGCCCCGGCGCCUCCACCAGCUCCAGACGCGCCAAUUCCCAAGCGUAUCUUUGGCCAGGUCACAGACCUCGCUGGCGAGCCACUCAAGGAUGUCAGCAUCAAGUGGAAGAUGGGCGGCUGCGUCUCGGAUGGUGAGGGCAGUUUCGAGAUGCUGGAGGAAGCAGAAACGGAUGUGCCAGAGGAUGGAAGCCAAGCUUCUGCUUCUUCGGCCUCCUCCUGCGUCAGCUUCGAGUGCGAUGGUUUUGCUCCGACCUCCAUGCGCGUCUCCGUGGCUUCCGAGCAGUCGAUAGUGGUGGCGCUCCGGAAACUCUCCGCUAGCGCGACCUUGGACGCGACUGAGGGCGGCCAAGUCGUCGAUCCAUCAUCCGGUUCCUCGGUGACUGUGCCGCCGUCGACCUUGGUGUAUGCAGACGGCUCGCCCGUCACGGGGCCGGUGACAGUGAGUCUUUCCGUCAUUGACGCCACCGAUCCCGCGAGCUUGGCUUCAAUGCCAGGCGACUUCUCGGCGAUAGGGGCAAAUGGUGAAAGCGUGAUGCUGGAGAGUCUUGGUGCUGCUUGGAUUGGCGCCGUGGAUUCCAAGGGCGAGGCCUUGGAGGUCAAGGAGGACUCGGAAGGCCCCGCGGGAGCCAAGGGAGGAGAAGCAUGA
Molecule: messenger RNA, 1263 nt
Organism: Symbiodinium sp. CCMP2456
Lineage: Eukaryota; Dinophyceae; Suessiales; Symbiodiniaceae
Source: the annotation of a GenBank genome assembly